AUGUCGUUCACGAACCCCUCCGUAUGCCCUAAGAACGCGAGGCUCACCCAGCGUGGGACUCUGUACGACGCGUCUUACGGACGCGUCAUUAAGAAGCACCCCGCGCCAGCUCAGCGGGACUCUACGCGCGCGUACAAUCGCGUCGAUCGUCGAGCUCGCAAGCGCACGCGCAGCCAGGGUGGCGCAUCGCAGACCGACGUCGCGCCUGCUAGGAAGCAGAAGCAGGCUGAGUUCAGUGAGAGAGUGAUUCCGAGGUCUACCUCUGGCGUGAAGCACGCUGUUCUGAAGAGUGAGGACGUCGUCUUCAACCCCAAGCCCAACGGCGACGACACUGCUACCCCGAUCGAGCCUGCUCGUGAAGGAGCCCCUGGGUCCGCUAGCAUGGCGCACCCCAAGGAACUUCCCGUAGAUGCGGAGACUACCAGCGCACUCGUUCCACCCAACGCGUGUUCUGCUGCUGCGAAGCCUGAGGGGCUUGAGACUGGUGCAUCUGGCAGCUCGAACGGAACCUCUCCUCAGGCUCCCGAUGAGCCUCAUAAGUGCCUACUCGCCGAGCCCGCCAGAAAGUACCUCAACUCCCUUCUGCGCAUCAAGCCUACUCCCGGUGACCUCGCGCUCCAGGCGAGGUACGAGGAGAAGGCAAAGCGCCGUGCCCUUGAGAGAAAGCCGUCGACCUACAUCCCCGGCGACAUCAGCAAUCGUGCACAUCUCUGA
Molecule: messenger RNA, 714 nt
Organism: Schizophyllum commune H4-8
Lineage: Eukaryota; Fungi; Basidiomycota; Agaricomycetes; Agaricales; Schizophyllaceae
Exons: 1
Coding region: 1-714 (237 amino acids)
Source: RefSeq, a predicted model, not a curated record